AUGUGUAGUUUCACCGUACUACCAGCUCAUUUCACCGAUGCUGAUUAUCAUCGACGUUGUGGAAUUCAUGUACAGAAACUAUUUCUCUGUCAUGAACCGCUUACUCUACUUAUUGCUAUAGCAGCCAUUGCAAUUGGUGUUGUUCUAUUAAUCAAUUCAAAUCUUCAUCGUAAAACACCAUUAUAUAAGCAAUUUUUUGAACAUUAUGCACGAACGAGAGCAAGCAAUUACCUAUUACUUUAUAGAAUAGCUAUUGCUUUAUGGAUUGGUUUUCAUAUUAUUCAUAUAAUUACUAUUAUUACCAGCAUUUUAGCUACACAAUUUAUUCGACCAGAAAUGCUAUAUCCACAACUUGUAGUGCUCAUCAUAUCAGUGGGAUUUUAUACAUUUAGUUUACUCUUUAUUAUAGUAAUGAAUUUCAUCGGAUCAACAAUCAUUUGGAUAGCACCGCUUAUCGCUUCCUUUUUCUUUAUCUUUACUUUGACAAAUUUAUAUCUUCUUGUCUUGACACAUCGAUAUGUUGCUGAUCGUCGAGAAGCAUUACAAAAAAUAUUGAGGAAUACAAAAACAGUAACCUUUAAAGAUAUUAAAUCAUCGAUCAAACAAUGA
Molecule: messenger RNA, 609 nt
Organism: Cercopithifilaria johnstoni
Lineage: Eukaryota; Metazoa; Nematoda; Chromadorea; Rhabditida; Onchocercidae
Source: the annotation of a GenBank genome assembly